Molecule: messenger RNA, 2268 nt
Organism: Dinoponera quadriceps
Lineage: Eukaryota; Metazoa; Arthropoda; Insecta; Hymenoptera; Formicidae
Exons: 10
Coding region: 1-2268 (755 amino acids)
Biological process (GO): sensory perception of smell; detection of chemical stimulus involved in sensory perception of smell
Cellular component (GO): plasma membrane
Molecular function (GO): olfactory receptor activity; odorant binding
Source: RefSeq, a predicted model, not a curated record
AUGCAGUUACUUUCAUUGAAUUUUCUUAUAUACAGCGUGAGUGGUAUAUGGCGGCCGGUCGAGUGGUCGUCGAGCUGCGCUAAGUUGUUGUACAAUGCGUUCACUAUCUACACGAUACUCUCGUUGUACCUUUUCACGCUGACACAAUUCAUGGAUAUCCUUCUUAUCGUUGAUAACGUAGACGAUUUCAGUAAUAAUUCUCUAAUGUUCGUGAGUUGUAUUACCGUUUGUUGCAAGUCGACGAUCAUCGUAUUACGUCGGAACGCGAUCAUCGAUUUGGUGGAGAUGUUGCUGAGAGAUCCGUAUAAACCUUGCAAUGAGGAUGAAUUAGCCAUACAAGCGACAUUCGACAAAUUUAUUCGGUUAUGCUCGAUAAAAUAUUUGCUUUUGGCAGAAAUGUCAGUAAUAGGCGCUGCGUUCAGAGCGCUACUGAACGCCACAGAGGGUCAUUUACCUUACAGAGCGUGGCUGCCUUACGAUUGGAAUAAAUCUCCGAUGUUUCUGGUCACGAUAAUGUAUCAGCUCAUCGCUAUAUUCUUAGGCGCUCUCGUCAACGUUGGCACAGAAACUAUGAUAUUCGGCCUUAUUUUGCAAACGUGUGCCCAGUUAGACAUUCUCAAGAGUCGUCUCAAUAAAUCCGUGAUUAAAACAAUUACUGGCUACCAAGAGAAGCGCUCGCUUUCCCGGACAAGUAAGAAACGAGUAACAAUUUCGGAACUCAUACGUCAUCAUCUCAGCAUUUACAGAUAUGCGAAUAAAGUGAACAGUGUAUUCAAUCAAGUGCUCUUUGUACAAUUUUUCGGCAGUAUAAUUGUGUUGUGUACAAGUGUAUAUUAUGUGGUGUUACAUAUCAGGGAUAAAGAGGCUCCAGGUAUUUUAGCGUUCAACGUUUGCAUGUUCGUGCAGAUCUUCGUUUAUUGCUGGUCCGGAAACGAGGUUAUUUUGAAGAGCGCAAGCUUAGCGGACGCUGUGUAUAAUGUAGACUGGUCUUCACUGUCGAUCAGAGAACGCAAAGAUCUGCUGAUGAUCAUGAUGCGCAGCACGGUUCCUAUUAAGUUCACCAGCAGCUUCUUGAUAACUUUGUCUCUCGAAUCUUACAGCAACAUUCUGAAAACGUCAUAUUCGGCAUUCAGUGUACUUCAGUCCUUGUGUGGUAUAUGGCGGCCCGUCGAGUGGUCGUCAAGCUGCGCUAAGUUAUUGUAUAAUGCCUUCACUGUUUACACGAUAGUCUCGUUGUACGUUUUCACGCUGACACAAUUCAUGGAUAUCCUUCUUAUCGUUGACAACGUUGAUGAUUUCAGUAAUAAUUCUCUAAUGUUCGUGACUUUUAUUACUGUUUGUUGCAAAUCUACGAUCGUUAUAUUACGCCGAAACUCAAUCAUCGACUUGGUGGAGAUGUUGCUGAGAGACCCGUAUAAACCUCGCAAUAAGGAUGAAUUGGCUAUACAAACGACAUUCGACAAAUUUAUUCGAUUAUGCUCGAUAAAAUAUUUGCUUUUGGCAACAUUGUCACUAUUGGGAGGUAUGUUCCGAGCGCUAAAGGGCACCGCAGAGGGUAAUUUACCCUUUAGAGUGUGGCUGCCUUACGAUUGGAAUAAAUCACCGAUGUUUCUAAUCACGAUAAUCCAUCAGCUGAUCACUGUGCUCUUAGGCACUCUCGUCAACGUCGGUACAGAAACUGUGGUAUUCGGUCUUAUCUUGCAAACGAGCGCCCAGUUAGACAUUUUCAAGUGUCGUAUUAACGAAUCGCUGAUUAAAAAAAUGUCUGGUUACCAAGAGGAUUGUCUGCUUUCCCGGACAAAUAAAAAACAAGCAACAAUUUCGAAAUUCAUACGUCAUCAUCUCAGCAUUUACACAUAUGCAAAUAAGGUAAAUAGUGUAUUCAACCAAGUGCUCUUCGUUCAAUUUUUCGGCAGUAUAUUGGUGUUGUGUACUUGCGUAUAUUAUGUGUCGAUGCAUAUCGGGGAGACAGAGGCUACGGGUAUUCUGGCGUACACCAUUUGCAUGUUCGUACAGAUCUUCGUUUAUUGCUGGUCCGGAAAUGAGGUUACUUUGAAGGUGCAAUUUAGCACGAGCUUAGCAGACGCGGUGUAUGAAGUAGACUGGUCUUCAUUGUCGAUCAGAGAACGCAAAGAUCUGCUGAUGAUCAUGAUGCGCAGCACGGUCCCUAUAAAAUUCACCAGCAGCUUCUUGAUAACUUUGUCUCUCGAAUCUUACAGCAACAUUCUGAAAACGUCAUAUUCGGCAUUCAGUGUACUCCAGUCCUGA